Pomacea canaliculata is the source of this 5324-nucleotide messenger RNA. RefSeq names its product glycine N-acyltransferase-like. NCBI's taxonomy places the organism in Eukaryota, Metazoa, Mollusca, Gastropoda, Architaenioglossa, Ampullariidae. Gene Ontology annotation, cellular component: mitochondrion. The coding region runs from base 745 to 1818 and encodes 357 amino acids. Gene Ontology annotation, molecular function: glycine N-acyltransferase activity. The record is from RefSeq and is a predicted model, not a curated record. The transcript is spliced from 5 exons.
GGGAAGGUCACGUGCCGGUAGGCCAACUGCUGCCCACGUGACGUGCCGGCUAACCUUCACCUAGACUGGAUCACAAACACACAAAAAGUAGAUCGCCAAGCGUGAGACGUGAAUACUCCGUGGCUGUUUAUUUCUUGCCAUGUAAACAAAAGCAAGAGUAUAUGAGGAAAGAGAGUAACAAGAAGUAAAACGACACUGUGACUGGUGGAUGAACGACAAUCGACUUGCCCAGUCGCCCAGUGUCCAUGACUAGUCGACUUGUCUUCUGCGUGUCGUCUGCUUCUAUUUAAACUGAGUUCACUUCGUCAACCAUAAGUGUUGUAAAGACCAGCUUCGAUGUCAUCACACGAGUGUUGCACGAUCACGAGAAUGCUCUUCCAGUGAUCUGGGGUAUCACAAUUUAAGUGCGAUUAGGUCUUCGGCAAAUCAGUGAUACUUCAUAAAGCCUGCAGUCACGUAGCCGUGAAGUGUUUCAGUAUCUGUUGGAAUUUAUAUCGAUCCUUCUAUACGUCACGUAGUCAGAGUACAUCGAUAUUCAUCGUCAGAUAAGUAUAAAUUAUUUUUUAUUUUCUCUUUCAAAACAUUACAGACAGCCUAGAAGGAGGUAUUGUAGAAACGCUUAUUUCAAAGAAGAUUUGACUAUAAUCAGAAGAUUCACAGGCUGCACAGAAGGAAAUGUCAUUGUUUACUAUCAACAUUUAAAAAACAGUCUUGAACACAAGAGCACACAUCUGAAUAAUCGAAAUGAUUUUCAAAGUGCUUACUUUGGACGAAGUUGUACAGUUGAAAGAUGAGCUUCAGCAUGAUCUGCCAGGAUCAGCAAAGAUGUUCUACAUCCUGUGUAGUUUCCUCAGUGGGUUGCUGAAAGGAUUUGAAGUCAUCGUUGACCAGUGGCCAGAGUGGACUUGUAUUUUGUUGAGGCCAGAAUCCGAUGAAGCGGUGCCAUCCUAUUUCCGGCACUACUAUAUUUGCCACACUCGCAGUGUAAAAGCGUUUAGAUUCUUUAUACAACGGCCAUGUGUAGUGAACUGGACAAAGCCAACCGUCUUUACAGGUGUGCCUUAUGAUACAGUGCCUACACUGCAGGAACAGUCUCGUAAACAUGGGGGACAAAUGUCAUCUUUAGAAAACAGGUUCAUGUAUGCAUGGACAAAGAAAGAACUUCCAGAACAACCGCCGCUGCCUGAAGGCUUAACACUCACAACACUUGAGCCAAAACAUGCAGCAGCCUUGUGUGAAAGAUGGAAGAAUUAUAGGCCUGACCCUGCUCUGGACCUUUACAUGCAAGUGAUCACACAACGCUUUGAUUCCAGUGCCAUAGUUAAUGAGGAUGGAGAUCUAGUGGCCUACAUUGGCAUGCAGUUCAACGGGGCAAUGGCAAUGCUGCAUGUAGACCCUCAAUACAGAGGACGCAAUCUUGGCCAGAUUGUUCUAGCUGACCUCACCAGAAAGCUCCUUGCCAAAGGCAAGACAGCAUAUGGUCUAAUCCCAACCAAAGACACUAGCUUCAUUGCUACCAGCAGCCAGAAGUUAGGAUUUACCUGGGUACCACAAGGUAGCAUGUCUUGGGUGCGCUUUGUGCCCAAAUCUGCAUUUAAGCCUAUGCCCAAUUACUCCAUGACUGUGGCUUCAAAGGCUGGUGCGGAAGUUAACAAAAUUGAUUCUGAUGGGCCACAGCAGCAGAAAUCUUCAGAUGAACAAAUGGUUCAGGAGCAGUUGCACCUUACCGCACUUCCUCUCUCCUGUAAUGAAUGUUCUGAUAUAAGCUCAGAGAUUCCCACGAUUUCUUGUUCACAUAUGAAAGUGGGAAUCUGUUAAUGAUAGAACAGGUAGUUUGUCAGAAGAUUAAAACUUGAGUAUGCAGGAAUACAGAUGUGAAACAUUGCACAAUGACUUUUUUUUUGUUUUUUGUUUUUAUUUUUUUGUUUGUUAAACCUAGGCAAUGAGUUCUGGUUGAUAUCUUAGUUAUGGCUUUUAAUUUAUUCCAAUCUCCUGCUAAGUAUACCCAAUAGGACAUAGGUCUGCAAUACCCAAAUCACAGUCAGCUGGAUUAAAUAGUUUGUAUACAAUACUAUUAAGCCAAGUGAUAUGUGCUAUUAUUAUUAGAAUCUUAAAAAGCCAUUGUAAAUUACACCAAAGCAUGACAUAAGGACAGUUUUAUGGACAGAGUUUUUUCUGUGAUUAUAAGACUACAAAAAUAAGUUUUUGUAGCUUAUGGCAAGCAAAAAAACUUUGCCAUAGAGCAAGAUUAUGAAGCUGAAUAUAUGUGUAAUGAAUGAGCAAGCCUUUUGGUCUUGCACCCUCUAUGUUGCUAUUAUUUAACUGAAGCAAUGACCACUGUUUUGACAGGCCUCUAGUUCUUUUGUCACCUUCACACCAAAACAAGCAUAUAUUAGGUGUAGUAAGAAUUCACUUAAAAUAAACUAGUGUUGUCCCUAUGGUGUCAGCUGCAUGUUCUGUAGAAGUUCUGUUUUUCGUGACUGAACAUUGAAGUUAUUGGAAUUCAACAAUUUUGUUGAAUGGUUUUAUUCUAACAUGAUAAUAAUUAAGUUUGUAAAAUCCAUUUCCCUUUUUGGAUACAGGCUAAAUGCACUUCACCUGAAAGACAAUGAAUGAAGCAACAGUCAACCAUACAAUAAACAUAGGCAUCAGCAAACAAAUAACACCAUAACCAAACCAACGGGAAAAAAAUACAUAGAUGAAGAAUUGAAGAGUGGGUAGAACUGUACUUUUGAUUAUGCAAGAUAUUUCCUAAAGAGAUCGGUUUUGAGGCUUCAAAUAUAGAUACAGUUUGAAAAGAAUUCCAGACAGCGGGACCAGAAAAGGAAAAGGAGUGUCUGGUGAAUUUCUCUCGCUGAUGGCACAGAGAGGAGAGCAACACAAGCAGACUGAAGAAUGAGAUGUGGUAAGGUGUGAGUAGCUCAUAGGUAUGCUUGGGUAAGGUCUUGAGGCCAUUAGGUAAGCUGUUAAUUGUUUGUAGACAGACAUCAGAAGACUGUUAAUUGGCAUCUUGGAUGUACAUACAGGUAUAUUUUAGCAUUUUCUUUAAUUACAAGUUACAAGCUAACCCCAACUCUUGCUUCACACCUGACAUUUAUUGCCAUAGACCAUAGUCACAAAUUAAAGGCUAACUUGAAUUUAUAACUAUUUUGAAAUAGGUAAAUCUCUUUUCUUUUGUCAUUAAAAGUCAGUGCAAGUGUGCCUUUUGUGACCACUGCACAGCUCCCUAAUCACCAAAUUUGGCUUCAAAUUAAUGACAAAUUCAUAUUGACCUAGCAACAUUUUUUUUUUUUCAAUCUAAAUUUCAUGUUUGAUUCAGGUCGGCCUUUAAAUUUGCUGAUUCAUCACUGUACAUAUAGUGCAAGACAAUGAGAUGAUACAGAUUUCCUGCAAUAAAUGAAUGGUAAACCAAAAUAUAAUUGUAUUUUUUGUAGAUUAUAUGCAACAAACAGUUGAAACUUUGCUUCAAAUGUCAAUACUGUAUUAUUUUUGCACUUUUAAAUGCUUAAGAUAAUCUUCUAACCUAUAUUUGCUGUAAAUGCUUUAGAAUAUUUUUGAAUAAGCCAUGCAAGUCUUGGGAAAUACAAACCUUGUUUAUGAGACCAGUAAAGCAUAUAUAAAAGUGUACAGAAUAAGUUUUUUUCCAAAUACAAACAAGUUUAUUACAUGAUUAUAUUUAGCAAGGCCUGAGCAAAUAAUCCUAUUUUAUUUGCAAUAGAAACUAUUGGAUAUGGAUGCUCAUCUAGUCAUGAAAAGAAGUCAAAACUGUGACAUUCAGUACUAAAGGCUGUAGCCUAAAACAACAAAGGCAAAUCUCCAGAUGUUUAAUUAAAACUAAACAAAACAAAAAUCAUGCUGUUAUCCCUUUAGUGGUGUUUCACCUCCUCUGCAUCAACUCCAACUAUUGAAAUUUUAUUUUUAUUUUGUUUCACCAUGAUGGAUAAAUUUGUUACAUAAAAUUGUUAUCGUGGGUCGUGCUUUGGGCUGAUUUAAGUAAAAUUCUGAGCCAUACUUGUGUCAAGAAGGCUAAUGAGCAAGUAUAUGUGCUUUAUAACUUUUUAUCCUUAAUGGCACCAUGAAAAAUGUUUGAUAAGAAAUGAAGUGAGAUUGAGGUACUUAUGAUGAGAUCAUUUCCAUCCCAUGUUUGUUCUGUUGUUUGUUUUGUCUAAUUAGCAGUUUUUUUGAGUCUUAUUGAGGGUGUCAGCACAAAUUUAUUCUCUUAUUGCCUGUUGUGGAGACUUAUCAUUCCUUAAGUUAGAACUGUGGCAGAAAUGUGUGUUUCAGUCCUGUUUACCUGUUUGCACAUUUAUUGGAAUAGAUUGGUACCUAUGUACUUUGGGUAAAACAUGGACCAUAUCAUGUUACACAAAGAACAACUUUAUUUAUUUCUUUUAGUGUGUUUGAAGCUGAAACAUUAUUUAUUUCCAUUAAAAGGAAUACUUUUUCUCUCUGUAGUGUAACUGUUUACCAGCAUAUGUGUGAGCUAUAUCCUUGACUUAUGUGGACGAACACCAACGACAUCUUUCCCUGAAUCUGUUUUUAGGCUAUUCAAGACUGUGGUUCAGUUAGCAUCAUUCAGGAUUCUGUAUUAUGGUGUGUUGCUUUCAGUUUUGAAUUUCUUUGCUAUGUUGUCAUGUUUCUUUUGCAGCUUCAGUUUGCUUGCAAAGUAAAUUUCUUUGCUGAACGCAAUUCAGAAAUCAGUGCUCAUGACUUUUGUAACUUCUUGGUGUACAAACUCAAGGGUGCUUUUUGCCUUUGGAUAUGGAAACUUCCAGCUAUCAGGUGGAUGUUGAGCAUUUACUGUUUGCAUAAGGUACAACAUAUAAAAAAGGAAUUUGACAAGUACAUCUUCCCACUUCUCCAUAAUAUUCUUUUUACUUGCAUGUAAAGUGUUUGGGUUCUUAAGGAUACACCCUUAACAUUAGUAACAGUUUAUUAUUAUCCUAGAUAAUAAUCCUGAUCAGUUCACCUCUUGAUUUAUAUCUGCUGGUUGUAUUGGUUACUAGUCCCUCCUUGAUGUUAUCUGGUGUCAUGGUUGCAUGAAACUAGAGAGUUUCUCAAAUCAUUGUGAAUUUUAAAAAUUCAUCACCUUUCUGGCAAAACGUGAUGUCUUUCAACCACAUUAUAAAAUUGUAUCUUGAGACAUUGUUGUAAAGGUAUUUUCAUUGUUUAAAGCAUUUGUACAUGUUGCAGAUACUAUGUAAUUUCUGCCAUUUCAGCAAGAGCUCAAUCUAAUGGGGAAAAAUCUUUUAGUAAUUUUUCUGUGGAUUUAAUUAAUUUGUGGCACUUUACAAAUAAACAUAGAUGGCAGGAUAUGACUAUCA